This is a messenger RNA of Hyposmocoma kahamanoa, 420 nucleotides long. It is a transcript of the gene Dgk, whose product is annotated as diacylglycerol kinase 1-like. The record is from RefSeq and is a predicted model, not a curated record. The transcript is spliced from 5 exons. NCBI's taxonomy places the organism in Eukaryota, Metazoa, Arthropoda, Insecta, Lepidoptera, Cosmopterigidae. The coding region runs from base 1 to 420 and encodes 139 amino acids.
AUGGCCACGUGCCGCCGACGGCAGCCGUGGAAUUCUCGUGAAUGCGCGAGAAUUCAGCGGAAGAUGCGCGACUUGAUUUUUGGCUCGUAUCUAAUUUAUUCAACGAAAAAGCUACAAGAUGUACUGAAACAGUUUUGUGAAGUGAAGAAACAAAGUCCUGACGGGGAUAUCGACUUCGAUGGCUUCCAGUGGUUUAUAAAUACAUUCCUAGAGGUGAAAGCACCAGAUGAAUUAUGCAGGCAUCUAUUCCUAUCAUUCGUUCGCAAGGACAAGCGACCGGCGCUACGCGAAAUGGCCGCCGCGAGCUCGGCCGCCGCCUGCGCAGCCGUCACAGCACAUGGGGACCAUCAGCUGGCAUUGCGGACGCUGGACGAGAAGAACCUGGGCUGGAUUCUAGGUUGGACCAAUUUGGAAAAUUAA